AUGCGUCCUGUUUACAUGUCCCGUCGUUAUAAUCAAAUUCAACGUCGUCUUCGUCGUCAACAACAACAACAACAACAACAGCAACAACAACAACAACAACAACAACAACAACAACAACAACAACAACAACAACAAUAUCAGGUCGUCUUUCGUGUUCGCCGUUUUCUCGGUGGUGGCAGUGGUACUGUCACCGUAACAAGUGCCAGUCCACUGACCAUCACCGUCAAUCGUGCAACAUCAUCAGUUGCUGCUCCUCCUCCUCCACCACCACCAGCUGCUCCAGUACAACAACAACCAUCUGAUCAUCCUGAUUACAGUCAAUUUAAUAUUGACAAUAUUUAA
Rotaria sp. Silwood1 is the source of this 342-nucleotide messenger RNA. NCBI's taxonomy places the organism in Eukaryota, Metazoa, Rotifera, Eurotatoria, Philodinida, Philodinidae. The record is from the annotation of a GenBank genome assembly.